AUGCCAUUCCGAAUCUUCCGCACAUUUUUGAACAAUGAAAGGACAAUUCAGCAGCUCUCCGACUCCACCCCAAUCCGUCUCGCCGCCAAAGCGAUCGUCCGUGGAAUGGCAAAAGUGGAGGAGAAGGUGGAGAAAGUAGAGAUUGGCAAAAAGUUGGAGAAAUUCAAAUCAAUUUACGAGGAGGAAUAUCAGAAGGCACUCAAGAAAUGA
Caenorhabditis remanei is the source of this 210-nucleotide messenger RNA. RefSeq lists its product as uncharacterized. The transcript is spliced from 2 exons. NCBI's taxonomy places the organism in Eukaryota, Metazoa, Nematoda, Chromadorea, Rhabditida, Rhabditidae. The record is from RefSeq and is a predicted model, not a curated record. The coding region runs from base 1 to 210 and encodes 69 amino acids.